AUGGCUGAAUCACCAGCCGAUGGUGAUGGAGGAAUUCAGGGUAAGAGUCCAGCCACAUCCAAGCUGGAUCAGUUAUCAAGGGAAGAUCUCACCAAAUUUGUCAAGAAGCAAAUGUUGAUGCUGCAAAAAAGUAGAUCCAAGAUUGAUGAAUUAACAAAGAAAAUGACAGACAUGGAAGGAAACAAGUCUUCAGAUGGGGAUGAUGCUGGAAAUAAAGACAAAAUUCAGAAGUUGGAGGAAGAGCUGAAGACAUUGGAGCAAGAAAAAGCAGACAUGUUAGUAGCCUACCAGUCUGUGCAGCAGGCCCAAGAACAGUCCUUUGAAAAGUUUGAGGACCUGAAUACCCAAUGUAAAACACUUCAGGAAGAGAAGCAAAGGCUGGAGACAGAGUUAUCAUCUGUGCAAAAGAUCAGAAAGGAACUGGCAGAGCAGGUUGAGUGUAUGACUAUGAAGGAUGAGACAUCAAGCUCUUCAUUACAGUUAAUGCAACAGGAACAGGACAAACUGGUGAAGGAAAACAAGGACUUAAAAGCCCAGGCAGAGGUACUAUCAGAUGCUCGAGACAAGGUGAUGCAAAAGCUGAAACAAAUGAAGAAAUUGCAGGAGGCCCAGGGGACUGAGAGUCAGGGGCAGGUACAGCAGCUGACUGACCAGAUGUCACAGUUACAGACACAGCUGUCACAGGCUGACAAGGAGCUACAGGAGAGAAAUCAAAUGGUUGGUAACCUUGAAGAAGAAAUAGCCUCACUAAAAUCGAUGUUGGAGAAAGACCAAUCCUCAGCCAAAGAAUUAGAAGAUAAUUUGAAUGUAAGCAAGAAAGAAAAACAGUUUUUAGAGGAAACCAACUCCAAUUUGUCAAAACUGUUAGAGGAAGCUCAAACAGCCAAGGAACAAAUGGCCAAAUCUUUUCAAGAAGAAAUUAAUAUGUUGACACAAAAAAUGGAACAAGACAAGAAAAAUCUUCUAGAAAAAGAGGAAUCUAAGGAGGAUAUGGCUGUAUCCCUUCAGAAGGAGGUAGAUGAGCUGACUGCCAAGCUGAAACAGGAGACAGAGAAUCACAAGAAGGAUGUAGAAGAUUUGACAACAUCACAGAAAAAAUUCCAGGAGGAUUUCACCAGUACAAGUAAAAUAAUGCAGGACCUGAUUGAUGGAAAAGAAAAGAUGGUCGAACAGAAAAAAGAAUUGAGUGAUGAAAACCAGAGAUUAAGGAGUAUGUUGGAGGAAAAAAACAAAAUGGAAGAAAUAAGUGCUGAUGUAACUGACAAGAUGAAUGUUAUGGAGGAACAGAUGGCUGAGGCUGUGAGAGGACGAACAUCGGCAGAGAAAAUGUGUGAUGAACGUGUACAGAAAAUCAAAGAGUUAGAAAGCACUUGUGACACACUGAAAGCAGAUCUCCAGGUCCUCACGAAGGAAGUAGACGACAAACAGGCAACUUCCCAAAGGGACCAACUAGAAAAUGAAAACCUGAAAAAAGAACUAUCCACGCUGGCUAAGAAAGUUAAAGAAUUACACAGCACUAACGAAUCUCUUAUGUCUGCCAAGAAAGAGCAGCCUGCCAAAGGAGGUAAAAAGGGUAACCCAAGUGACCAGAAAUUCAAGGCCGUGCUACAACAGAAGGAGGAGUUGGUGUCAGAGUUAAAACGUGUAUGUGAGGAGCGUGACAGUCUGAAUGUACGUGUGCGUGAUCUGGUUGAGGAGCAAGAGAUGUUGAUGGCUGACAUGCAGAAGAAAGAGGAACAAAUGCUUGAAUGGGAACACAUGAUGAACAUGUUACAACAGGAGAAGGAACGCAUGCUACAUGAACUCGACGUCACCGAGGAACGUGAUCAAAAAAUUGUCGGCGAGCUAGACACAAUCAGAUGUACAAUGUCAGAGAUACUUGGGAUCCAAACAGACCCAGCAGAUGAUGUGUUUAAUGAGGAUGAAGAUGAUUCUGUAAUGAUGGCCCUGGAUAAAAUUAAAGGGCUUGUCACUCAGGUUGUUAAUAAAACUGAAGACCUGAAGUGUGAGUUAAACAAGGCCUGUAGUAGUAAUGGUGACAACUCCGUCCAACUUCAUUCCCUGAAACGCGAACUGGAGGAGGUCAAAAAGGAGAAAGAGACAAUAGAAUGUGAGAAAGAGUCACUGGCAGUCAUUGUUCAGCUGGCAAAGGAAAAAGAACAGGACUUGUCUACAGAAAACACUCAUUUGAAGGAGGUGAGUGAGAAUGGUGAUACAGAGAUGAGGGAACUGAGAGAAAUGUGUCUUAGUCUCAAGCAGCAGCUCGACGAGAGGGAAGAGGAGAAAGGUAAAAUAGCUAGUCAGGUCAAGGAGUUGGAGGAAAAACUGAGGGAGCGGCAGGGUUAUACUGAAGAACUAGAGGAUAAAAUCUUGGACAUGUCAAGCGCCCUGGCAGAGUCGAGGAAGAAACAUGAACAGUUCAUUGAAAAGAUGGAAACAGAUGGGGCAUCAGUGGCAGACACAUUACACCAAGAAAUAAAAACCCUUCAACAGAAUGUGCAGGCAUUGGAGGCAGAGUUAGCAACAGUCAAAUCUAGUCACCAGUCGGCUGUUACAGAAGCUGCAGAUUUGUCACAGCAGGUGAAGGACAAGGCAGUACAGUUAACACAGAUGUCAGACAGUGUUGGUAUCAUUGAAUCAGAACUCAAAAAUCUGAACAAUGAAAAACAAAAACUUGCUGAUGAGCACAAGGAGAUGAUAGCAGAAAAAGAUAGUGUUUUGACAGGACUUACAGAAAAAUUUAAUCAUCUUGAAACUAAAUAUCAGAGUUUAGCAGAAGAAAAAGAAAAAGUUUGUGUAGAGAAUGAAACAUUGCAAGAGCAGACAUUAUCUUACAAGACCAGGUGUUCAAAUCUCGAGGAGAACUUAAGACAGUUACAAACUUCCUUACAAGAAAAAGCAGAGAAUUCUUCCUCUCAUUCAGCUGUACUUCAAGAACAGAUCAGCAAUCUUCAGGAAGAAAAAAACCAGUAUUUAGCAACCUUGCAGGAGAGAGAAAACCAGUUAGAGCAAAUUCAAACUUCACUCGAUGAGAAAAUGAAGGAAAUUGACUCACUAGAGAGACAAUCACAAAGUAAGACGGAGGAGUAUCAAGAUGUUUUAAUGGAAUUAGACAAAGUGAAGGAUGCUCUUGAAACCAGGCAACAAGAAAACUCUGACUUACAGUCACAAAUAGCAGAAGCUAUUCAGCAAAGUAAAGCAUAUGAACAAGAUAUUGGGGCCUUAAAUGAAGAAAGCAUCUCACUGAAAGAAAAAGUAGAGAACUUACAACAAGUAAACACAUCACUGAUGGAGAGGAACACCUCAUUACAGGAAGAAGCACAGCAGGAGAUUGUAAACAAACAAUCAGAAAUUAGAGACUUGGUGGAACAGGUGUCUGUGUUAACAGAGGAAAUUAGUGAGGUGAAGGUGCAAAAGGAAAGCCUGGUCAGAGAUUUCAAAGAAAAAUGUGACGUUGAAACUCAGCUUAGAGCAGAAAUUGAGAAACUGGAAAGCAUUUCACAGUCAGUGGAAAGGGAAAAAGUCACUUUAGCUAAGAAUUUGGAAUCUGUCAGAGCAGAGGUUGAGGAUUUAAAAGAUGAAAAAGAGAAGCUUAACAUUGAAUUUGAAGCAGUGAAGGGCAAAUUGUCCACACUGGAGGACGGAGCAUCAGGAUCAGAGAAACAGCUCGCUGAAAUUUCUGGUCAGGUAGAGAAACUUAAAGCUGAGAAAGAGGCAGCUAAUGCUAAAAGUACAUCUCUACAAGAUUCAAAAGAUGUUCUUUCUGAAAAGUUGUCCAGCUCAGAAACUGAAGUAAACAAACUAAAGGAAGAGAAGGAAACUUUAAAUGAAAAUAUUAAACAACUUGAAAUUAAGGUAAACCAUUUGCAACAGUUAGAAAGUGAAAUUGAAAAAUUAACUCAGCAAUGUGUUGAGUAUGAGAAAGUGCUUAGUGAGAAGAAUGAAGAAAAACAGACAUUAGAACUCACUGUGUCAGAAACAAAUACAAAGCUUGCCACAUAUGUGGCUGACUAUGAUCAACUAAAAACAACACAUGUAGAAUUAGUAGAGAGUAACAACAAAGUGAAGGAAGAGAAUGUAGGAUUAGUGGAGGGCUUGGAGAAACUGAAAGUAGAACAAGUGGAGCUAGUAACACAGGUACAGAAAUUCACUCAACUGGAGGAGGAGAGCAAACAGAAAUCUGGUGAAUCAAGUGUUGAGGUGGAGAGGCUAAAGAAAGCCCUCAAAGAGAAGGAGGGAGUCUGUAACAAGCUUAAGGCAGUUGCUGUCAAGUGUAAGAAGGAGCUUGCUGAGGUCAACAAAAAGCUGGAAGGAGUGAAACAAGCAAAGUCUGACCUUGAGCAAAAACUAGAGGUCAUGGAACAGUCACAUAAGUCCGACUCCAUCGUGGCAGAGAGUUAUCAGACCCUGCAACAUGAGCACAAGAAGUUGUCCCAGGAAAUGGACGCUCACAAGAAAACAGCAGACCAGUACAAACAUGACCUUGAGCAGACUAUACAGGCCUCAUCAGAGGUCAAACAAAAACUUGCAAAUACAAAAGAGGAGAAAGACAGAAUCAACAACGAAAAGGAAAAAUUGAGUGCACAGAUUAAGGUGCUAGAGGCUUCAGUUAUGGAGCUCAAGUCCAAAUUAUCAGCAGCUGAACAGGAGACAGAGGCAAACAGAAUUCAACGGGAUGACAUUUCCAAAGAAAAAGCACAGUUACAAAGCAAACUAACUGACCAGGAGGAACGGUCAAAGGUGGACUUGGAAAAACAAAAGUCCAUUAUCACAGGCCUCCAGGGUCAGAUACAGACCAUGCAGAACCAUCUUGAGCAGGCAAAACAGGAAGCCAAUCAGAGCAAUAUGAUGGACCUCGAGAUAGCAGACUAUGAGCGGACUGUUCAGGCCCUGAAUGCACAGCUGACAGAAAAAGAUGCUGCUAUUGGAGAGCUGAAAGUGGAGAUAGAGAGAAAAGAGGAGAGAGUCAAGUCCCUACAGGAACAAAUAGAGGCAGUUGAUGAACAAAGAAACCAGUCAGAAGAGAGAGGAAAUAAAUUCAAACAAAUGCUGGUGAAAACCAAGAAAGAGUUAGCAGAUGCCAAGAAAUGGGAAACCGAACAACGAUCAUCAGAUGCUCACCUACGAGGCCAGAUGGAACACCUGAACCAACAGGUGGAGGAAAAUAAGAUACAAAUGAGUGAGCUAGCCGGAGAAAACCAGAAACUGAAGGAGAAGACGAGAUCAUUAACAGACUCUAAUCAGCGGACAAUACGAUCGCUUGAGAGCCAGGUUCAAUCCCUACAGGAUGAUGUGGAAGUGGCCAGGGGUGAACAGGGAGCCAUACAAGCCGAGUAUGAGAGUUACAAGGUGCGAGUACAUAGUGUGUUGAAACAACAGAAAAAACCAUCACAGGAACCGCUUAAUGAACAAGAAAAGAUAGAGAAGGAGAGGCUAGAAAAGGCAGUGGAUCAGCUGAAGAAUAAAUUACAGGAGACAAGUGAGACGUUGAGCAGUACGAGACAGGAAGUGACAGUGUUACAGGAGGAACACGACCGCUUGUUACAGAGACAUAAUAAAGUGUUAUUAGAUACACAGGACAAAGAGGACCACUACAGAAAAAGAAUGGACGAGGCCAACAAAGAGAAGGUGCUAUACAACAAAGAACUUCAGGAUACAGUCCAACAGUUAGCUGGUCAGAAUGAGUCACUGACAAACUCUUACAAGGAACAAAUCAAAUGUCUGCAUGAAGAUCAUCGUCGUGCAUUAGAUCUACUACAGCGACAACUUGACUCGGCAGAAAACGACAAUCUUCGCCUACAGAGGGAACUGCAGAAUCAAGUCCAGCACACUUCCAAGAUUCUGUCAGAACGAAAAAGUCCAGAGACAUUCCAUACUGUUCAAACCACAGAGUUCAUUCCGGACAUGAGACAUGAAGAGCGACAGGAAGGGGAGGGAUCAGAAAUAGUCGAUCCUGAACCAUGUCCAAAGGGAAGUAAUAAGACUGCUAUAUCUCCAAUGCCACUCGAUAAGUUACUGGUGGCUGGUCCAGAGGAUACAGCAUCAAAACUCGGUCAAAAUGCCAGUGAGGCAGUUCUUCAGGAAAGUCUUUUGACUGCAAAUAGGAGACUGGAACAUUCAACAGAGCUUCUGAACGAGUCUGAGGCAGCAGUAAUGAGGCUGACAGAGCAGGCCAAGAUCCUGAAGGAGGAGAUACGACGACUGGAGAGGAACCAGGAAAGGGAAAAGGAGGCAGCCAAUAUGGAAUACCUCAAAAACAUCCUUCUGAAGUUUCUGAGCCUGAAGGUUGGCGAUGACCGACAAAAACUGAUUCCUGUGUUGUGUACCAUGUUAAAAUUAAGCCCAGAGGAGAAGACGUUACUGGAUGCCGUAGCUCAGGGUGAAGACACUGGUCAAGGACAACAGGCUCAGGCUUCAGGUUGGGGGUCAUAUCUACAUCGUUGGUCAGGGCUGGCUGGCUAGUAACCAGUUAACUCAACACUGGUUAGCUAGUAACCAGUUAACU
Molecule: messenger RNA, 6505 nt
Organism: Ylistrum balloti
Lineage: Eukaryota; Metazoa; Mollusca; Bivalvia; Pectinida; Pectinidae
Product: GRIP and coiled-coil domain-containing protein 2-like
Exons: 29
Coding region: 1-6462 (2153 amino acids)
Source: RefSeq, a predicted model, not a curated record